AUGAGUACUGGAGACUUUUUAACAAAGGGGAUAGAUUUGAUACAAAAGGCCAUUGAUUUGGAUACUGCGACUCAAUAUGAGGAAGCUUACACCGCAUAUUACAAUGGGUUGGAUUACCUUAUGCUAGCACUAAAAUACGAAAAGAAUGCGAAAUCUAAGGAUCUUAUCAGGGCCAAAUUCACCGAAUAUCUGAAUCGGGCAGAACAGUUAAAGGAACAUUUGGAGACCGAGCAACAAAAGAAGCAAGAGAAACCAAAUAAAUCGGCAACGGCAUCUGGGUCCGGUGGUAAUGCUAAUACAAAUACAGAGGACGAUACGGAUGAUAAGAAGCUUAGAGGGGCAUUAUCUGGGGCAAUUUUAACUGAAAAACCAAACGUUAAAUGGGAAGAUAUUGCUGGUCUUGAAGGUGCAAAGGAAGCUUUAAAGGAAGCUGUCAUUUUACCAGUUAAAUUCCCACAUUUGUUCAAAGGUAAACGUAAACCUACGACUGGUAUUUUGUUAUAUGGACCACCAGGUACCGGUAAGUCUUAUUUGGCUAAAGCUGUGGCAACCGAAGCCAACUCUACCUUUUUUAGCAUAAGCUCCAGUGAUUUGGUAUCGAAAUGGAUGGGUGAAUCUGAAAGAUUAGUGAAGCAGUUAUUUGCCAUGGCAAGAGAAAAUAAGCCAUCUAUUAUUUUCAUUGAUGAAGUGGAUGCAUUAACAGGAACUAGAGGAGAAGGGGAGAGUGAAGCAAGUAGAAGAAUCAAAACUGAACUUUUGGUCCAGAUGAACGGUGUCGGUAAUGAUUCUAGUGGGGUUUUAGUUUUGGGUGCUACAAACAUUCCAUGGCAACUAGACAGUGCUAUUAGAAGAAGAUUCGAGAAGAGAAUAUACAUUCCCUUGCCCGAUCUAGCAGCAAGAACAAAAAUGUUUGAAUUAAAUGUCGGUGACACGCCAUGUAAGCUAACAAAAGAAGAUUACAGAUCACUUGGUGAAAUGACUGAGGGAUACUCAGGAUCAGAUAUUGCAGUUGUCGUAAAAGAUGCAUUGAUGCAACCUGUCAGAAAGAUUCAGAUGGCGACGCAUUUCAAGAAUGUAUCAGAAGACCCUGAGCAACGUAAAUUAACACCAUGUUCGCCUGGUGAUCCAGAAGCCAUAGAGAUGACAUGGACAGACAUUACUGCGGAAGAAUUACAGGAGCCUGAUCUAACCAUCAAAGAUUUCUUAAAGGCUAUACAGACUUCCAGACCAACAGUUAAUGAUGAAGACUUGCGCAAGCAGGAAGAGUUUACAAAAGAUUUUGGUCAAGAGGGAAACUAA
Molecule: messenger RNA, 1299 nt
Organism: Kluyveromyces marxianus DMKU3-1042
Lineage: Eukaryota; Fungi; Ascomycota; Saccharomycetes; Saccharomycetales; Saccharomycetaceae
Gene: VPS4
Product: AAA family ATPase VPS4
Exons: 1
Coding region: 1-1299 (432 amino acids)
Biological process (GO): vacuole organization; endosomal transport
Molecular function (GO): ATP binding; ATP hydrolysis activity
Source: RefSeq, a predicted model, not a curated record